AGCGGAACAACUUUGGGCCGAAGGACCAUGAGAGGGCCGGAACCGGGUCCCGAAGCUACGAUGGAGGGGGACGUGCUUGACACGCUAGAGGCGCUGGGGUAUAAGGGGCCACUGUUAGAAGAGCAAGCCCUUAUAAAGGCAGCAGAGGGUGGACUAUCUUCACCUGAAUUUUCAGAGCUCUGUGUUUGGUUAGGCUCUCAAAUAAAAUCAUUGUGCAACUUGGAAGAAAGUAUCACUUCAGCUGGGAAAGAUGAUCUAGAAAGCUUCCAGCUUGAGAUAAGUGGCUUUUUAAAAGAAAUGGCAUGUCCAUAUUCUGUACUCGUAUCAGGAGAUAUUAAAGACCGUUUAAAAAAGAAGGAUGACUGUUUGAAACUUCUAUUAUUUUUAAGUACAGAGCUUCAAGCUUUACAGAUAUUACAGAACAAGAAACGUAAAAAUUCUCAAUUAGAUAAAAAUAGUGAAAUUUAUCAGGAAGUUCAAGCUAUCUGCGAUACCCUUGGUAUUCCCAAGUCAGCAACUUCUGACAUUCCACUUAUGCUGAACCAAGUGGAAUCAAAGGUGAAAGAUAUUCUCUCACAAGUCCAGAAAAAUCAUGUGGGAAAACCACUGCUGAAAAUUGAUUUAAAUCUGGAACAGGCGGAACAACUGGAAAGAAUCAACGAUGCCCUUUCCUGUGAAUAUGAGUGCCGUCGGCGGAUGUUGAUGAAACGAUUAGAUGUAACAGUGCAGUCCUUUGGAUGGUCUGAUAGAGCAAAGAUAAAAACAGAUGACAUAGCAAGAAUUUACCAGCCUAAGCGUUAUGCUUUGUCACCCAAGACAACAAUAACCUUGGCACAUCUACUUGCUGCCCGUGAAGAUCUAUCCAAGAUCAUCAGGACAAGUAGUGGCUCCAGCCGGGAGAAGACAGCAUGUGCCAUUAAUAAGGUGCUGAUGGGAAGGGUGCCUGACAGGGGAGGACGGCCGAAUGAAAUUGAACCACCACCCCCUGAAAUGCCCCCUUGGCAAAAGAGACAAGAAGGCGGCGGAAGGGGUGGUUGGGGUGGUGGAGGUGGAGGUAGAGGAGGUGGUGGGAGCGGAAGAGGCGGUUGGGGAGGGGGUGGGGGGUGGGGAGGGGGUGGUGGAGGGGGAGGGGGGUGGGGUGGAGGUGGAGGGGGUGGUGGUAGAGGAGGAGGUUUCCAAGGCAGGGGAGAUUAUGGUGGAAGAGGGGGGUAUGGAGGAAGAGGGGGCUAUGGAGGAAGAGGUUAUGGAGAUCCAUAUGGAGGAGGAGGUGGUGGAUAUAGAAGAUAUUAAAAGCUACAGCAUUUAGAUAACAGGCUUACUUCUUAAUAGAUACAUUAGGCAUAGUGUUCUAAAUAACUACUUGAAUGUCAUCUUUGAAGUAAACACCAUGUUAGAUUCCCUGAUGAUAUCAUUCUUGAAUUUAGAAUGUAAAGAGCAUUGUUUUAUACUACUACUUGAUCUCUUAGACAGAGUGAUGAUUUUUUCCAUAUUCUGUGUACUCUUGAGCAUGUUAUGUCUUUUUAAAAAACAAAAAAAUGAGCAAAAAUUAUUUUUAAAAGUGUAAAUAUAUUAUUACCAUCAAACUUGGAAAAUAGAAAGUAUUUUAUUGUCAUGGUUGAAUUUAGAUUGUUACCUGUAUUUUUUUCAGGUCUGAAACACAUAAAUGACCCCACUUGUAGUGGAAAGGAAUAUAGACUAUUGCCUCAUCUGUAUUCCUGUGGCUGUGUUUUGCGUUUGUUAAUCCUACUUUACAAAAUAGGGAAAGGGACUGAUUGAUAGUUGUGUUCAAGGGGAAGGUUUCUUGACUUUUUCUUUCUUUUAUAUGAGCAAUUCCUCUGGCCAGGUUUGUGUUAAAAUUCCAUUAAUUGAAGCUGAAGUCUGGUUUUUGCUAUGCAUAUUUGAUUUAUUUUCCAACUGGAUUUGAAAUCUGUAUGAUUUUGUUUGACUGACAGCAGAAUUAAAGACUGAGGUCAGAAUUACUCUAAAGGGACAAA
Kogia breviceps (pygmy sperm whale) is the source of this 1994-nucleotide messenger RNA. RefSeq names its product family with sequence similarity 98 member B (gene TSLIG3B). Gene Ontology annotation, cellular component: tRNA-splicing ligase complex. The record is from RefSeq and is a predicted model, not a curated record. Lineage: Eukaryota; Metazoa; Chordata; Mammalia; Artiodactyla; Physeteridae.